Molecule: messenger RNA, 1390 nt
Organism: Erigeron canadensis
Lineage: Eukaryota; Viridiplantae; Streptophyta; Magnoliopsida; Asterales; Asteraceae
Product: unconventional prefoldin RPB5 interactor
Exons: 11
Coding region: 246-1385 (379 amino acids)
Biological process (GO): negative regulation of transcription by RNA polymerase II; negative regulation of phosphatase activity
Molecular function (GO): transcription corepressor activity; phosphatase inhibitor activity; chromatin binding
Source: RefSeq, a predicted model, not a curated record
GUACUCCGUAUAUCACACUGCAACCUCCAUCUACCACCACCUCAGGCAACCUUCAUCUACAACCUACCACCAGUCAACCACCAUAUACAGCCACCUCAGUCAACCGCCGCCACCCACGGAAGCUUUCCCUAUUCUAACUUUAAUAUAGUAGUAAAGUAAUGGACAGAAUUACUAUACAGUCAUAAACCUUUAAAAACCCUACCUAAACCCCCAUUCUUCCUACUUCUUUUAACUUCAUUUAAGCAAUGGCAGAGCAACCCAUAAAGGGAACAGUGAUGUCACUAUCUUCACUAUUUGACCCGGAAGACACCCAUAAGGCUUCGGGUCGGGUCCUUGAAACAAUUUCCCAACAUCAGAAACAAGUCCAACAAUUACAAUCUUUCUUAAAUGAUAACACCAAUUUGAUCAAUCUUGUUAAAAAGCUUCCUGACCAAUUGCAUCAUGAUAUCAUGGUUCCUUUUGGGAAGGCAGCCUUCUUUCCUGGCAAGCUGAUACAUACUAAUGAACUCAUGGUCCUUUUAGGUGAAGGAUACUAUGCUGAGAGAACAUCCAAACAAACGGUUGAGAUUCUGAAAAGAAGAGGAAAGGAACUAGAGUUACAGAUUGAAACCCUUAACACUAUUAUAAAGGAUCUCAAGUUUGAGGCAUCCUUCUUUGAUGAAACAGCUACCGAGGCUGCAGAAGGUAUUGUCGAAAUAAGAGAAGACUAUGUUGAUGAAGUGUCUAAUAAAGACGAGACAACGACAGCAGGUCUUGAGUUAGAGAUGAAUUCAGGAGAAGAUGAUUUUGCUCGUAUAUUAUCACGGAUGGAUGAACUUGAAAAAGAAGAACUAGAAUCUGAAAAUGUAGAGGAAGGCGAAGAGGAAGAGGAAGAGACAUCUGAUUUAAGUCCUCUUAUGAGCCGUAUUUCAGUGGAACCCAAACCUGGGAUCAGAACUUCAGAGGUACAAAGGGAGAAUGAGCAUUCCAUAAGCCAAAGAUCUUCCCAAACUCAGACUCAACAAGACAUGUCCAAGCUGUUUAAGCCUGAAGACUCUCUGGCUCUUUCUGUAUCCAAAGAUGCACAUGUAAAAGUUCCAACAUCGAGUGUAUCAAACACCCCUCCAAUGCUCGUUGAGCAUAAUAAAUUGAAAGAAAGUUUGCUCCCUACACCUGUGCCAAAGAAUGAGGUUUCCACCCUUGCUUCAAAAUCGAGCAAUGACAAUAGCAAAAGAAGUGUGUCAAAUGAGGUUUCCAAUGUUGCUUCAAGCUCAGCAUAUGAUACAAGCAAGGCCUUUACGGGUUCCAUUGUGGAACGCACUCAUAAUGUGGAGAAAGUUCAAAAGGGUCAAACACCUGCACCUUCAUCAAAACCCGUAUCAAGAUUCAAGCUGCAAAGAAAGUAGCCACC